AUGGUAAGUAUAAAUUAUCAUUAUAAUUAAUUUUUAAUAAGUAUGUUUUUUGGUAAUACCAACUAUAAAUACUAGUUUUAACGUAAAUAAAUAUACUUAAUUUAUAUAACAAUUAAAUUACUCCAUCAAAGUGUCCUCCGACCUACACUUUGUAUUAUAAAUUUCGGCUAUUGAUUUAUUUAAACUAAUUGUUAAUUUUAUUAAAAUAUAAUUAUUUAUAAUACCUACACAUACAAUUUAUCUACAAGAUUUUAAAAUUUCUUAUGCCGUUGAGUAAGGAAAUAAGUAGUAUUUAACGCAGACCUUACUGGUAGGUGGGGAGGAGGCAGAAUAUAUAUUAAAUAUUAUACGUAGAUAACAUAAUUGAAUAUUAUUUCGGUUAUUACUUAUGAGUAGAGUUCGUAUUCAAGGACAAUAUUAUCAAUAAAAAACCAUUUCAAAUGUUAAUAAAGGCAAAAAAAACCCCCAUUUAAUAUAUAUAAAAAGCAAUUACAAAAAUUUACUAAAAAAUUAAAUAGAUUUCAGUUGAAUUAACUAGUUUGUAUAAAAAAAAAAAAAUGCACUACCAUGUACUUAAAUAAAAUGUCUUCAGUAAAACGUUGACAGUUUGAACUCAAACAAUUUUUGUAUACAGAAAAUAAUCGUUCUAUGUUCACUGAAGAUAUUGUGACAUUUUUCAUACACAAAUAAUUAUCUAAAUUAUGAUUAAUAAUUAUUAAAUUGUCGUUGUCAUUACCAUCAAAAAAGACAUUUAUAAGUAAAAAAGGUCAAACAGUUGAUAUUGGGGACGGAUGCGGUCACUUUUUUAGGUGAGUAGUGAGGAAGGUGAAACCUACAUAAAGUUAUUUAAUUUAUAUCUGUAACGAUAAACCAUUGAUAACGAAAAACGAUUCGAAGCAAAGUUCAGUUAUACAUGUUUUGAAAAGUCGUAAUAUUUACGAUUUUUAUCAAAAUUUUAUAUUAAAAUUUCUUUAUAAAAAAAAAUAUUACUCAAAGCUCAAGUUUUUUCUUUGACCACAAAGUUCGACAUUUAUGGAACCUACUGUCAAAUUUUCAAACAUUUCUAUUUAAUCUUACAAUUUUAUUUACAGAGUACCUACUGAAUAAAAAUUAUGUAUAAAACUUGCAAAAUUAAAAUGUCUAUAAUUAACUCAAAAAUGGAUCAAAUAUUUUGAAAAAUUGACGACGUCUAGAAAAAACAAAUAUAAAGUAAAUAAUAAAAAAAAAAGGACGGACAUACUUCGCACGUGGGUGUAGCCACUGUUGGAGGUAGGAAGUUGGGAAGAUAGACUACAUUAGGAAUUUAAUGUAAAUCUAUAAGCAACGAUAUACAAUUUUAAGCCGUGUUCAGUUGAUAAUGUUGCUUGUCAACAAUAUAAAUAUACAAUUUGUGGUAUUACGUCAUAUUAUGGUAAAAUUACUAAAACAAUGUGCAUUUCCAAGACAAAAAUGAUUGUUUAUAAAAGAUUAAAAAACUUAAUGAAAACAAAAAAUAAUUAAAAAUGGUUGCCAAUAACUACCUUAUUUUUAAUCUUUCGAUAUUUUUAACCUAAAGACUAAGGUUUUUCUCAUUAUCUCGAAUAUUAAUAAAAAUUUCAAAAAAAUGACCUCUUUAAAGUACCACCCAGAGAAAAUUUACUUUCAUUAAAGAUAAUGUACUUGAUAAUCGGAGUAUGCUUUCUAGCAGAAAAAGUGUUCGCAUAAAAAAAAUAAACAUUGGAAAUCCAAUACAUUCCUCGUUCCACUCAGAAUCUAAAAGUAAAUAUAAGUUUUCUGUCAAAAUUUUAAAUCUUUAUGAAUAUAUUAAAAUAAAUUACAUUAAAAAAAACAAAACUAAAGACAAUAAAAGAUUUAAAGAAUAACAAUUUUCAUUCAUUUUCAUUUUCAUUUGUCUGUUUUAAUUUUACGUUUUUUUUCAGUGUUUUCCUAAUUAUUAAUAAAACUAUAGACUUAAUAAUAACUUUCUUAUAAACUAGAUUAAAAAUGCAACAAUAAAGGUCUCUUGUCGUUUAUCCAUUGGAGCAAUAUUUUUGAUAGAAAACAUAAGCCAUACAAAUUUAAAAUCAUAUUUUAAAUUUGCUGUGCCAUAAAUUUGAAAAAAUCGUAUAUUUCGUUUUUUUCUUGUUUUUUUUUUUUCUAAUUAUUAUGAAAAAUACUUUAGAUAUCAAAAAUGACAUACAUUGUCACUUGCGAAAUAUUAUAAGGAACAAAAUCAAUAUUUUGUCAUUUUUGGAUUGGAGUAAUAUUUCCAGUAGAAAACACCGUGUUAAUAUAAUAAAAACAAUGAAAAAGGUGCGGCGCGCAGUAAAUAUUUGCGUUUUAUCUAUACUUUUCUUUCCGGUUUUUCCCAUUUAUUUCAAAAACCUUAAAGAAAAUUAAAAAAUUACAUCCUCAAUGCUUAAAUGGGAGAAAAUUACCUUUCAGAAAAGGUGCUAUAAUCUAUAUUUCGGUGCAAGUUUUUUGGUAGAAAAGUUGUUCACAGGCAGAAAAACAAUACAUUUAAUUUAAUAUAAUAAUUGCGAUUUUACAGUUUUUGGAUAUAUUGAGAAAAUACUUAUUUGAAUGAAAACUUAGACAAAUAUAGCCUUGCCAAAUGUAAACUUUGUUUAGACGAUAAUAUUGUAUUAUUGUUAUUUGUUAUGUAGGUAUAAUGAUACUUGUUAUAAUUAUGUGUAUGAGUACUCAGCCAAUUAAAGAUAAAUAAUAAUAACUAAUAAUUAUAAACCUAAAACAGGACACUUGAAUGUUUAUAAUAAUAAUCACCUAUAUGUAUAAUAUUAUUAAUAUUAUCAUUGAAUUCAUUAAAAUAUUUUGACAUUUAGUGGAUAUCUGUAAGUAGUAUUUUUUUUAUAUACACUAUACAGGUAUCUUUACAGUUGUUAAAUUGUAUACACAAAAAUUUCACGUGAACAAUGUUCUUAAACGAAACGAUUUAACAAUACGAAGAAAAAACUAUAGAUUAGAAAAAUACACUACUUAAAAAACCAUAUCUCUGUAAAAUAUAAAAAAUGUUAAAAUAAAUUGCAGUUAACUGUCUUUAUAAAACACAAAAAUAAUUCAAGAGUUGAUUAAUAUUAUUUGCAGUGAAUUGAAGUAUUUGACUAUAGUAUUUGACCACUAUAGGAAUAUUUGUAUACAAAAAGAGUUAUAUUCUACAAAUAUUACUUAUCUAUGUUUACAUUUUUGAGCUAAUUAAUAAAUGACGUUAAUUUUUGAAAUCCAUCAUAUAAAAGUUACGUACAAAAACGAAUUCGCUCAAGGCUUACCUUAUUACUAAUAAGAUAAUAAGUUAUUAUCUAUGCGAUUUCCAUAAAACAAAUACAAAUAAUUUUCUUCUUUCCGGAGAUAUCACUAGGUAUUAUUUUUUUACGCUUUAAAAUAAUAAUAUAAUCAGUGGUUUUCUCAUAGGGUAUAGUACACAUAGACCUCUAGUGAUAUCGUUGUAUAUUCCCAAAAUUUUGCUGAAAAAUCACGGGUACCUAUCGUAUCGGGUAUACUGCGUACACUAUCAAUAAUUAAACAAAAUCGACAAAGCCGCGGAAUAUUUGUCCACUUUUCCCAUAUUAUUAUGAAAACCUUUGGAAAAUCAAAAAAUGACUUUCCCAAUGCACAAACUAGAUUCAAAAUGCAACAAAAAAAUUAUCUUGUCAUUAUUCGAUUGAAGCAAGUUCCCUGUUCAAAAAGCUGCUCAUAGACAUAAAAAAAAAAAUAAUAAUAAUUAUGGCUUUUUUGAUUGACUUCAUUAUAAUAAAUAGGUAGGCAAGUAUUAUGUACAUAAAAAGAGCUGAUACUGAUGAUGAAUGUGUCGUUGUUUUAUGUGAGAAGUUGGGAAGAUAGAAUACAUAAACCUACAAUUAUUUCAUUUUUAUCUACACGUAAGAAUUAAUCAUUGCUGAUGAAAUUCGAUUAUGAGCGAAGUUUUAUUAAAAAUGUUUCAAAAUGUCGUAACUUAUAUGAUUUUCAUUCAAAUUUGAAUUUAAAACGCUCAUUAUUUUUUUUUCCUUUGCUUAAUAAUUAGAGCUCGGAUUUCUGUGUGAAAAUGAAUGUAUGCACAACCACGAGAGUAAGAUAUGUCAACAGAUAUGUACAAAGAAUCUGUAUAUAAAAUUUGAUUUUGAAUAAAAUGCAUAUUUUGAUGUUAAGAGAAUAUAUUCAUAUAAAAAUCAUUUUUGGUACACCUAUUUGACUUAUUAAAAAUGUGUGAAUUGAAAUAUUUCUAGGAAUCAAAAACUUAUAUACAUUUCAAUCGCUGUAAUCAAUUUUUUCUAUUUUAUAAUGUAUCUAUUCAAUUUACAGGCCUAUCCAAAGUCAGUAUGGCUCAUUAUCUGCAACGAAUUUUGUGAACGAUUUUCUUACUAUGGACUUCGAAGUAUGUAUCAUUUAAUAUUAUUUAUAAAAGUAUGUACAAACAAACAAGACGUAAUAGUAAAUAAUAGCGAUUUUUUUCAUUGGUUUCUUCGAUAUUUAAGACAAGUAUUUGUACCUAAUUAAUAUCGAAAUUGAUAUGAUUAUAUAAGUAUAAAUUUCACUAUUUUAUCAAUAGUUAAUAAUGAUAAAACAUGGUAAAAUAUUAUUUAUUUUAUGCUUAUCAAACCCUCAAAUUUGCUGAUUUCUAUAAUAAAUAUAAUUAGUAACAUAUGUAUAUGUACAAAAAUUAAAUUUGUUUAUUUUAUUAAUAUUAUCAUAUAUUUUAUCCUGUUACAGCUGUAUUGGUAUUAUAUCUUACAUCAAUAUUACGAUACGAUGACGAUGAAUCUACUGUUAUUUAUCACAUGACUGUUUUCUUGGCUUAUUUUUCACCGUUAUUUGGAGCGAUUUUAUCCGAUUCUUAUUUAGGAAAAUUCAAGUACGCUUAUUAUUUAAAGUGUAAAAGUAUGUAUAUAUAAACAAUUUUAAACAGACAUAACAAAAAUUGGUAGGUUGUAAGUGUUAUAAAUUUAUGAUAAUGAUCUGUCAGUUCCUAUAAUGUCCUAGCUCCUAACAAAAUAUUAUUAAUAAUUAUUAUACAAUAUAUUAUAAAAUCAAUGGUAUUAAAUUAAAUUCUUAUAUUAUAUUAGAAGGAAAAGUAUUAAUAUUUUCAUAUUUUUAUUUUAUUUAGUUCAUCGCCAUCUGUUGUACCUGUGCAUAAAACAUAAUAUAAAAUUCAACUCAAUUUUGUUAAAUAAUGGUAACCGUAUAUUCUGUUUAGAUUUCUUUGAUGGAAUUUUAAUAGGUACCUAACUGAAAUAAAAUAAACGAACAAAUUCGAGUUUAGUACUUUAUAAAUAUAAUAAUUAAUAAGACUUACACACAAUUGUUUUAGAUUUUGAGCGAUGCGAGGAAUGUUUUGGUUUUACAAUAAUGUUUAUUAUUUAUUUAUUUUUUAUUUUUUUAUCUGUGAACCACUUUUCUACCAGACAUUUUGCUCCGAUUUUCAAGUGUAACGCCUUUUCUGAAAGUCAAUUUUAUCUACUUAGUAAAUACAUAGGUCAAUUUUUGAUUUUCGAAACGGUAUUUAAAAUAAAAACGAUUAACCGGGGAAAAAAAUACGAUUUUUUCAUGAUUUUGUUAUUUUAAAUAAGUACCUACCACGUUUUCUCCAAUUAAAAAACAAGAGGCUAUAUUUUUGUUGAUUUUUUUUUAAUAAGCGUUUUGAAAUCAAAUUUAAACGAAAAUCGCAAAAUAAAAUACGGCACUUCAAUUUUUGUAGUACCGAACUGCGCUCACAGAUAUAAAUGUGUUUACAAACAUAAAUGAAAUAACCUUAUCUUAUGUAUCCUACCUCCCCAACUUCCCAUCUACAACAGUGGCUGCACCCGUCCCCAGUAUGUGCUCUUUAUUUAUUUUUAUGAUUUAUAAAUAAAUAAACAUUUUAGACUAAAACAAAGAAGUUAGAUCCCCUACCUAUUAUUAGCUUUACAACAUUUUUUUUUUUUUUUAUUAUUAAUUUCUUAGCAACAAUAGAUUAAAAAGCUAUACUUUGUCAGAACCGUUAUAUUUUACGAUGAUUUAUUGUUGCAUAUACAUUACACUAUAUAAACUAAAUUAACUUAUGUGUAUUUUACCUUUCCAGCUAACCGCCUAUAAAAAUGGCCUCCCCCCCCCCCGUAGACUGUGUUUUACUUACUAAGGAAUUUUAUUUUUGAAUGUGCAAUAUUCGCACUCCCUACCCUCGUAAUAUAAAUCUGAAUCCACCUCUGAUUCUACCUAUAGUGAUGAUAUCUUAUGUAAAGGAAAAAUUGUAUGAAGACAAGCUAGCCUAUUACAACAUCCGAAACAAUAAGAAUAGACACUCAUGGGAGGAGGCAACAAAAGUUACAAACUCACAAAUAUGGAAGGAUCCAAAGGUUAGGUAAGAAAAUUUACCCCCUGGUAGCUACUUACCAUGGAAAACAUGGAAGACACUUAAUAGAAUAAAAACCGAAACUGCAUGGACUCCUCAUAAUAUGAAGAUUUUUAAAAUGAAAGAGGACGAGAAAUGCGAGUGUGGCGAGGAACAAGAUACAGACAAUCUGUUUACAUGCUCACUAUUACCGGCUAAGUGUAGAAAAGAAUAAUUUCUAAUAACAAAUUAUAUUACAGACCAGGCAGUACUCGAAUCAGUUUUCUUGGGUCAUUUGUCUGGGGCUCGGCCCUAAGUUUAUUUUAAAGGUGCCCGGGUCUAUAAAAAAAAUUUUCCAUUACCUUUAAAUAAUAAAAGCGCCUGAAUGAAUAAGUUUUCCUCAGGCCCGAAAAAGCUGAGGACGGCUUUGAUCAUAGAGUGAUACAAAUCACUACUUAUUGAAAAGGAAAGGGAAUAUAAAACUGAAGACCGACAUGAAAGAAGAAGAAUAGUACAAUUUUAUACUAAAUGUUGACUUUAAACAAUACUAUUUGUCGUCUCUAUUACGAAAGGUACCGUGAAGUUAUUCAGACUUCCUCCCACAGACAAAAUGGUGUUGUCUACUAUAGGGUAAAUUUCUCCACCCUAUAGAAACAAUACCUUAUGCCUACUGGAAUCACCCAUCUAAGUUUUCCAUCGGUAACAGGUCGAGAUUCGGUAUCAUUAUAUGCCCCCUGAUGUAACUUUUGUAAAGUAAUCAAAAGUAAUUAUUAAUUAGUUUAUGCCCCUAUUGUUGUAGGGCACAUACAUACAAAUCAAUUUUAAAAGAUAGUCGACAAAUUGUAACCCCAUAUUCCCCUCUAAAUAAGUCAUUGCUUAUCCAUAGUUAAAAGUAUAUCAUCUUUUUUGUUAUUUAUAAUUAUUAUUACAUUGUAUAAUAUAUAUUCAUGAUAAUAUAAUGCAUUAUUUUUUUUAGAACAAUAUUGUAUCUUUCAAUAGUUUAUGCGAUUGGGAAUUCAGUCGUUACUGGAGCAUCCAUGGCAUCUUCAUUCAGCUUGAGUGAUCAAAGGUACACAUUUACUAUUCAUAAAUACAUUUUAAAUAUUUAAGCGAAUCAUUUUUUUAUAUUUUAUAAUAACAAAAUAUUCAUAAAAUAAAAUCUUAUUCUAUAGAAACUUAGCACUACUGGGAUUAAUUCUCAUUGCAAUUGGCACAGGUGGUAUAAAACCAUGUGUUUCAUCAUUUGGAGGCGACCAAUUUGACCUCCCUGCUCAAGAAGUUUAUUUACAAAAGUUCUUUUCCAUAUUUUACUUUUCUAUCAACGCAGGCUCCCUAAUCUCGGUAUUCUCAACUCCGGAACUAAGAGAAGGAGUUCAAUGUUUUGGUCGGAAUUCGUGUUUUCCAUUGGCAUUUGGUGUACCAGCUGUACUAAUGAUAGUAUCAAUACGUAAGUAAUAUUUAUUAGUAAAUUUUCAAAUAAACAUAUUUUAUAUAUAUUUGUUUGUUAAAUAAACAGUUUUAUGUAAAAUGAGUUUCGAUUUCCUCCAGUUAAUGUAUUAAUAUAGUAUUAAAUAGGUAAGUUAGGUUAACAAUUUAAAAAAAUUUCUCUAUGAAUUUUAUCCAAUUCAUAUUAUUUAAAUUAAAUAAUUGUUAUUUUGAUCAAUAGAUUAAUAUGAAACAAUGAAUAGUAAUUUAAAAAUAGAUUUACCUAAAAUUAAAUUAAAUUUUUUUUUUGUAAUUUGUAACAAAUAUAAGAUGGAUAACUGUUUGAAAAGUAAAUAUUUACUAUAAACAAAGUACUUAAGAGCGAGGUAUUAGGAAGUAUUAGGUAUGGGAAGUAUUUUAAAAGUAGUAAACAUUCAGUAAAUUUUGAUUCAAUUCACCACAAAUUUUUGCUAUUAAUUAUUGGUGUUUCAUGAGAAAAAUCUUCCUGCAUUUGGAGUUAAACGAUAAUACUUUAAAAGCAAACUCCAUUAAUGAAAAGCUGUCUUAUGAUAAUGGGGGUGGUUGCUGCUACUAUUGUAGGUGGGAAGUUGGGAAAGUAGGAUAUAGAAGGAAAUUUAAUGUACACCUGUAAGUAACGAUAAACCAUUGCUAACCAAAAAAAAACGAUUAUGAACGGAGUUCAGUUAAUAGUGAUGCUUUGUCAACAAUAUAUAUGUAUAUAUAAUAUUAUGGUUAAAUAAUUAAAUAGGCAUUAUAUAUUUUCUUUCAUAGUAUUUGUUUAGUUUUGUACAGAUUUUCCUGUUUUUCCAAUUUUAAAGGUAAGACGAUUACACAUGGCCUAGCGUUAAUGUUUUUUCGAUGUUUUAAUUUUUAAGCAAGAUAUAAUCAUUUUUAAAUUGUAAUAUUUAACAUAACCAUACUUCAUUUAAAAAUAAAAAUAUCUAAAAAUCAUCUACGCCAAAGUAUAUACAAUUGUUUUACCUUUAAUUUUAGUAAUAGGUCAAUUUAUUUUAAUAGUAAAAUAAACAGCACAUGAUGUUCUUCUGAACGCGAAUUUACUUGCUCACUUUUGUAAGACGAAGCGAGUAGAUGUCGAUGUGGCGUCUUUUUAAUAUUCAAAAAUCGAACAAUAAAAUAAAUGUAAAAUAUAUACCUAUAAUGUAUUAUAUGUACCUAUAUAUUAUAUUAUCGUAUUACCACUAGUGCCGUUAUUACCUGAUGAUUUUAUGAUUUUUUUUUAAUCGAAAACGAUUAUAGAUACCUAAAAAUACUUAUAAAUAUGUAUGUAUUUUAUAUGUAUAGGUAUAAUAUUUUACAAUUUAUUUUAUUGUUAUAAUACAUUGAUAAAUUAUGAAAUUUAUACAUGGGUACAUAUAUGUGUGAAUUUAGUAAUAUCUGGUAAAUCCUAAAUCUCUGCUAUAAUCAUUAUUAUUUUUGUUUCAAACUAGUUGUAUUCGUAAGUGGCAAAAACUUGUAUAAGAUAAAGAAACCAGAAUCAAAUGUCAUUGCAAGAACAUGUUCUUGUAUUUAUGUAAGUUUAAAUAUAUUUUUGAAUGUUCUUAUUUUAAUUCUAAAUCAACCCAAAUCUUAUACAAUUAUUUAAUUUAUAAUAUUAUGGUACAGUAAAUACUUUUUAAAACAGCAAGCAGUUUAAAAAAAUAAUAUUAACUAUAUUACCUAACUAAUAUUUUAACUAUUAGUUAAAUGUAUACAUAGGUUAUUAAAAAUAGUCGUAUUAUAAUAGACAGUCAUAAUUUUAUUUUGCAGCGUGCAUUAAAGAAUAGAAUAACAGGGGUUCAAAAACAAUCUUCAGAAGCUCAUUGGCUAUACUAUGCAGAUGACAAGUUUUCAGAAAAAGAAAUUUCAGAAAUAUGUUCUGCUUUUGACAUCAUAUAUUUGUCUAUUCCAUUUCCAUUAUACUGGGCUUUGUCAGAUCAACAAGUAAUUACGGGAAUAAUUAAUAAUAAUUACCUUAGCUACUUUAUUACAGCCUAUUAAUAAAUUAAGGAUUAUAUGGAGUGAGUUCGCUUUGGUAUUUGAACACUGUGGGGCUUAUAAGCGCUUAUUAGCAUUACUGCACCCCGCUGUUCGGUAUUGCGUGAUAAUGCUCAGAUUGCAGACGUCACUGAUUUGAGAGCUUCGAACCGCGCUCACAAACGCUUUGACAAAAUAGUGCAGAGUAAUCAUUUGCGUUAUUAUAUAUUCUUAUCUAAUCUGUUUAUUUUAUAAACCGGAGAAAAACCCUACUACUACUAUUAAUAUUACUAAUAUAGCAUUCCCAGAAGAUAAAUAAUAUUUAGGAUUUUGACUAUUAUUUAAUUUAUUAUUUGGUGUGUUAUUGAAUUUAAAAAAGUUAUAAUAUCAAAUAUUAGUUGUGAGACAAAUGUGUUGAAAGAUGGUGAAGAUGGGCAAUUUAAUUAAAUUAGUUAAUUCUAAAUUGCUGGGGAAGACUCACAACGCAUAAAAACGGGUACUUUAAAAGUGAAUUUAGAAUACCGAAUAUUUUGUUGCAAUAAACUCACACUAAAUUUGCAGCAUACUAAAAAUUAUCACAAUCAUCUCCACUUUCCUCGGACGAGGGAUCCGAUGAAGAAAAUAGAAUAUCACAGCAUUGUUUGACAGCUAACAUAACUAAUUUUUACUUUUUAUUCAUUGUAUUUUCAUACUAUUUUUUUUAAUAAUUCGUUUCUUCUAGUGUUGGGGAAAAUUCGGAUUUGCUGAAGUUCGAUAGUUCGGUUUUCGGAAUUCAAAAUCAAAAAUUUACUUAAAAUCUGAGUUUUAGAUUUUGAAACUUUGGUUUUACAUACUAUUAGGCAUUUUUUUUUUAUUAAAUUCACAGUUAUUAAUUUAUUUAGUAUAUAUAAUAAAUAGAUAAAUAUAAUAUGAAUUAUCCUGAUAAUAAUAUUUUAAAGUCACACUAAGUAAAACUAUCAAAUAAAGAUAAAAUACCACUGGAAAAUAUGAUAGAAAUAUUUUUUUUCUCUAUAAAAUCAUUUAAAUACACAUUUUAAAUUAUAAGUGUAACGAGGGAUCCAUAGAGAAAUAUCGGCGUUUCCGAAUUGUGUAUGAACAUUAUAAUAUGGGUCGAAUUGCGUGUGCGGUUUUUAGAGAGGGUCGGAUUGCGAGCGCAGUUUUUUUUUAAAUUUUUAGAUUCUGUCAAAAAAUGUUCUCUUGGAAAUACUCAUAUUUGUUGAUUCUAUGAGCGGGUUUUAUUAAUUGAAGGGAAAACUGAAAAACACACAACAUAUACAAAAAAAAAAAAAUGGAUAAAUACAAGAAGGUAUAUUGAAUACAAAUUAUAUUAAAAAUAAAAAAGUUAUCGAAAUAAAUACUUCGAAUCAGUAUGAAAAUUAAAAUAAUACUAUAGAGUAUAGUACUAUAAUCAGUUUUAUUACUCACAGUGUUAUACUUUUCAUGAAGUUGUUUUAAAAAAAAAAAAUAUGUUUCAAAUAAUUUCGCGGCACCCUGGUUGGGAACCUCUGUAUUAGGUACUGAUUCUAGGAGAAUACUAUAGUCUAGGAGAAAACCCAUAAAACAGUGUAUCGAAUUCACUAGCUAUAUUUAACAAAUCGGCGAAAACCAGUUGUCUGUUCAAAUGUUGCGGCACAUAAUUCGAACAAUUAAUGUGCACGCAACUUAGUUGUCGGAUAAUCCGGAUCUACAUUACAUCACUAGUAGUUGUUCAUCCAAUUGGAAUAUUCACAAUAAUUCAAAAAUAUAAACCGGUAAAAUAAUAUUUAUCACGAUCAACAGUCGUAAAAAUUCUCAUCUUGUUAUCGAUACAUUUUUGAUAACGCUCUCGCAUGUAAAUACCGCAAAAUAAACGGUUUGUGAGCGCGAGCCUUAGAUCAUAUAUUAUGGAUAGAGCUACUACAUGAUAAACGCGACAUCAUUAUUAACGAGUGCUAAGGGGACUGAUGUCUAUUGCGCAUGCGUAUCAAUACUCGUCGCAUAUUUAUCAAAUAAUCAUUAUAAUACCAACAGGCAGUGAUGGUAGGUACAUCACACGUGAUUACGUGAAUUCGACCAAUAAUUGGUAAUUAUUGCGUGCAAUAGCGUUUAAUAGCGAGGAAUAUCGUGUUUAUCUUGGCAACAGACACGGGGGCGAUGCGGUACUGCAGUUCAUAUUGAACAAUUAACUUUCUAGAUAAUGGUGACAACCAGUGGGGCACACAGAGAGAGUUAAGAGGUCAUAACCCUCUCUGAAAUGUCUUCAUUACAUUUUUUUAAAUCAAGUUUUACAUUCAACAUGAUUGUACUGUACUGAUAAUAUAUGCUAUCCUCUCUAAGAAAUUAUUAUAAACAAAACCGCUCCAGAAAAAAAAACCUGUGUGCGCUAUUGGCGACGACGGCAAUUUAUUAUGACAUUCGUCGUCUACGUAACUAUGUAUGCCUCGUCGAGUGGGCGGCGACCGGUGUCGUUCGGUUAUUUAUAGCAUAUUCGCUGCAUAAUUAUCCAGUAUAAUGAUAAUUUUAUUAUAUGCCUACGUAAAUUUAAAAACCAAUGAUUAUUUCAUCAGUACGAUAUUAUUUGUAAGUCUCACGAGAAAUUUUAAAAUAACUAUUAAAUUUGUAGGUAGGUAAUUUAUUUUUAAAUAUUUUCAUGAGAUUUCGGAGGAAGGGUAACUCCCCUGCGUUUGCCGCUGGUAUUCUUAUUUUAAUAAGCAUAUAAUAAGUUAUCGCUACCGCCUACCGGCAACGGCGGCGACAUAUUAGAAUAAAUUGUGACAUUUGACAACGCGACAAUGAGAACAAUAAUUUUAUCGUUUAUGCGAUUUAAUAAUGUUAAGUCUUCAGUUUUAGACUUUGAGGAAUGGAUUGGUUUUUCUAUAAUACGGUUUUUUUGUAGUCCUAUCAGCAUGUGUUAGCCUUUUUUCUAAUUAACAAUUUACAAAUUGUAUACUGUUUAUGUUGAAUGUAAAUCACAAAGUAUUUUAUUAAUAAGCAUUGGCAAUUUCAAUAUCAGCAAUUGAAAAAAAAGUACAUAUUUGGUAACACCAUUCACGGUAAUAAAUAAAUUACAGGGUUUAUAAUAAUAUCUGUUAAUAUCGACCGAUUAUUAAAAAAACUUGUUUCUGCCUCCCGGAUAAUGUUAACAUGAAUUGAUUUAAAUGCAAAACAAAUAUACAUGAUUUUGUAAAACAUUUAAAUUAUCAUUAAACUUAUCAAACAACUUUUAGGGUUCUCGUUGGACAUUACAAGCCACUUUAAUGGAUGGUAGAAUUAAUAUUCUCAAUUGGACAAUGAAACCUGAUCAAAUGCAAGUGAUAAAUCCACUACUCAUUUUACUGUUGAUUCCACUAUUUGAAACAUUAAUUUAUCCGAUAUUAGCCAAAAUCGGUAUUCGAAAACCAUUACAAAAAAUGGCUUUGGGUGGUAUUUUAUGCGCUUCGGCUUUUGUUCUAUCAGCUAUUGUACAAAACAUGAUUAUCGUGAGUAUAAUAUAAUAUUAUUUUUAAUUAAGUUGAAAUAAUGUUUCAAUAUGUGUAGCAAGUAAAAAUAUUAUUGAUUUUAUUUUGUUUGAAUUUCUCUUAAAUUUAUAUUUGCGUCGAUACCGACUUAAAAAUUGAAUUUCUGUACCUUUUUAAAUAGAUUUAAAUUACACGAUCUAUAAAUGCCUACAUUAAAAAAUAAAAAAUAAAAUAUUUCAUUGGUUAUAUAAUUUAUAGUAGAUAUAUUGUAUUUUUAUUCAAGGAAUGCAAUAUUUUAGAUUCUGAGUGUAGCGAAGAAUGUAUUGGUUUUAUAUAGAUAUAUAUAUAUUUUAAUUUUAUUUGUAUUAUUAUUAUUUUUUAACCUGUGAAUAACUUUUCUACAAGAAAUUUUGCUCUGAUUUUAAAAUAUAGAACUUUUUCUGAAAGAAAUCUGACUUAGGUAUUACUUUAGGAAGGUUAUUUUUGAUUUUUCCAGGAUUUUUCAUAAACUAUGGGAAAAACUAGGAGAAACGGAAAAUGCUCGGAAUGUUUUAUUUUCAAUUCAUAAAUAUUUCGGAUUUUCAAAACAUGUAUAAUCAAACUCUGCUCAGAAUCACUUUAGUUCACAGUUAUCGCUUUAAUAUACAUAUUGUUUGAGAAUUUUAAAUUAGUCUUAUAACUUUAGCUCAUUUUAGCAGUAGACAUUUUUGCGUUUGGAUUUUUAUUACUUAAAUAAAUGUACCUAUAUAAUAUAUUUAUUUAUUAUUUUAGGGUGAAUCUACUCACAUACCACCUGGAGAGGCCCAAUUAAGAUUGAUUAAUGGAUUUGAUUGUAACGUAACACUUAAUUCGCCAAAUUUAACUGUUCAUAAUUAUUUAGGUCCACUUAACUCAUUAAAGAUAAGUAAUUUAGGAGUUUCUAAUGAAGUAUCAUUUCCAAUUAAAUUCAUCGUUGAUCCCUCGUGUUCGUCAAAAUUACGAACAACAAACUAUACUGGUAUAGUUUCUAUUGCUGAAGGCAAGGUAAGUGAAUCUAAAAACGGUUAUUUUAUUUUAUUAUUUAGGCGUAUAUAUAUAAUUUCAACAUUACAAUAUUUAAUACUAAAAGUACAAUAAAUUACAGGCAACUUCGUAUUUUUUAACUUAUAAAAAAGAACAACUUGAUUUAAGAAGACUUGGUUUUGCGGAUGACUCAAAACGUCUGAAUGGUGAUUCAGUACUAAAGUAAAUAUAUUAUUUUAAGAUGUAGACUAUAAUUACAUAUUAUACAAGUAUGAUUUUUUUCUCUUAUGAAUUUCUAUCAAGUUAUUAGGAUUUUUAAUUCCAAAUAAUGGUGUAGCUAGGGGGGGGAUGUUUUGGUGUUCAGACAUCUUCCUUUAACUAUAUUUAUACCAACAAUUAUAAUUUUUACUAUAUUAAUAUGCAGUUAUACAUCAGAUUUCUACAAGGCGUGUAGCGUAUUGAUAAUUAUUAAGUAUAUUAUUAAGUUAUGUGUAUUACAUACACACAUAAAGAUAGUAACAAUGUUACAUAUAGACAUAAAAUAAAAACAACCCCCUAAAAAAAAAUUCUGGCUACACCACUGAUUUCAAAACGUAUUAAUCAAAAAUACUAACCCAAAUAUUGAAAUAUGUAAUUUGUCCUAUUUAUAUUAGUGAAUAUAACUUUUGUUAUUAUCAGGGUCGUGAGCAGCCUUGAUUUUGGUGAGAAUGUCAUAAAAUUUAUUGACAAAGAAAGCGACAAUACACCAAUUGAAUUUAGUUUAUUACAGCCAUGGCAAAUAGUUGAAUUACCUCUUAGAAAGUAAGAUAUUUAUAAAUAAUAUGUUUGUACACCGCAAAAUUUGCCUAAAUAAUUCUAAUAGUCAAUUAAAUUCAUUAAAAAAUGUUGCAUAGGUAUCCAUUUAAUUUCACACCGACAAAAACUCUGUAAAAUUUAUUUUUUCUCGAUUCCCUAAUUCUACCCACUUUACUAUCAAAGUUGACUGUUGUUGAUUAGUAAUUAAUUUUUUUUUUCAUCAGAAUUAUCGAAUUAUUUUAUUUUUUAGCUAUCAAGUAUUUUUAGACGAUAAAUUCAUUACAGAGAUACAUCUUUUACCAUCUAGUGUAAAUACACUUGCCUUGCAACUUAACGAAGGAAAAGUAGUAAGUAUAAUAUAAUGUAUUUUCUUAUUGAGUUAAUUAUCUUUAAUUUAUUGGAUUUUAACUAAUUAUAUUCAUCACCUCUAUUAAUAUUUGUAUUCAAUUUAUAGGAUUCAAAUUUUGUAGUCCUGGAGAAAGGUAAUUUUAUUCAUAUGGCAUGGCAAUUACCUCAAAUCAUUGUAGUAACUGUUGCAGAGAUUUUAUUCUCAAUUACGUCAUUAGAAUUUUCAUUUACCCAGGUAGAGUAUACCUAUUUUUGAUCGUUGUACAUUAUAAUUGUAAAUAUAUAUAUAUAUCAGUGAUAUUUCCUUGAAGGCACCUACAAGUAUGAAAUCUUUAUUGGCGGCAGUUAAUUUAUUAACGGUAGCAUUUGGGAAUUUGAUAGUAGCAAUCGUGUCUGAAGUACGAAUUUCCCAAAAUCAGGUAUGUUAAAUAUAAUACAAUAUAGUAAUACAAAAUAUUCUAUAUGUGUUUUAAAUUUAAUAUUUUCUUUAGGUUUAUGAGUAUUUGUUUUUCGCUGGACUCAUGGUAUUGGACAUGAUAAUAUUUAUUAUAAUGAGUCUUAAUUAUAAAUACAAAAACUUUUCAACUUGA
This is a messenger RNA of Cinara cedri, 15893 nucleotides long. The record is from the annotation of a GenBank genome assembly. NCBI's taxonomy places the organism in Eukaryota, Metazoa, Arthropoda, Insecta, Hemiptera, Aphididae.